This is a messenger RNA of Durotheca rogersii, 2028 nucleotides long. RefSeq lists its product as uncharacterized. Gene Ontology annotation, molecular function: FAD binding. The record is from RefSeq and is a predicted model, not a curated record. The transcript has 4 exons. Lineage: Eukaryota; Fungi; Ascomycota; Sordariomycetes; Xylariales; Xylariaceae. The coding region runs from base 236 to 1750 and encodes 504 amino acids.
GCGAAUCCUUCGGAAGGAAAACUCACCUCAUCCUUCGAAGCGAUUUCGAACUAUGAGAAUCCCUCAAUGUCUCAUUACUACAUCGUCAUUGAAGCUCAGGCCUGGGCGAGGCCCGAGUGGUGGCUGGUUCAGAUGAUUAAUAGGCAUUCAGAGAGCUCGUCUAUAAUUACUCGCCUCGAGCCUCAGACUUCGGGGUUAGCACCAACGACAAGUCAAGCGCCAUCAGUCUCCCAAGAUGUCGAUAGCCAGCCUUUCCCGGUUCAGCGCGCUCCUGGCGGCUGCUAGUUGCAUCAGCUUGGGCUAUGCGACGCCGGUUGACACCUCCGUCUCCGCUGCCACGAGCUCUCUUUGCUGCCAAAGUCUCUCAGCGUCAUUGUCGGCCAAGCUGUCUUAUCCGAGCAGCGCGGCCUAUGCUGAUUCGCUGUCUUCGUACUGGACCCAGCAGGGACAGCUGAUCACCCCGGCGUGCAUCCUGACGCCGACAUCAGCUCGGGAUGUCUCGGUGGCGGUCAGCAUCCUCGCCCGCGGCUCUUGCCAGUUUGCCGUACGCAGCGGUGGUCACACAUCCGUGACCGGAGCGUCCAAUAUCCAGGACGGUGUUACCAUCGAUCUCCGUUCGCUUGACGCCACCACGCUCAGCUCUGAUAAGUCUCUGGUGUCCGUCGGAGCCGGACAACGUCUGGGCAACCUCUACUCGAUCUUGCACGAGCAGGGGCUCUCCAUCCCCGGAGCACGAGCGGCUGGUAUCGGCGCGUCUGGCUCCACGCUGGGUGGUGGUCUCGGGUUUAUCAACCCGUCGCAAGGGUUUGCGGCCGACUCUGUUGUCGAGUUUGAGAUUGUCACCGCCGACGGAAAGAUCCGUCGAGCCAACAAGAAGGAGAAUAGCGACCUGUGGCGGGCGCUGAAGGGCGGUGGCAACAACUUCGGCGUCGUCACUCAAAUCGUGUUCCAGACAUUCCCCGUGAAGGAUGUUUGGGGCGGGAACGCUGCGUACCUGCCAGCCACUGGUGUCAACGGCGUUGCAAAGGCCUUCGCUGAUUUCACGGCUGACCCCAACUAUGACCCCAACGCCAGUCUUCUGGUGACCUACUAUUUCACCCAGGGGUUCACGCAGAUCGCCAACCUGUACGUCUACGCUGCCCCCACCGAAAACCCAGCUGCGUUCGGCGUCUUCUACCCCCUUGAGGGUCAGCUUGGGAACCAGACGUCCAUCACGACCGUCCCAGCUCUCUCCGCUGCAUCGGAAGCGCAAUCUCCUCACGGCCUGCAGCAAAUCACCUUUGCGGUGACGUUUGUGAACAGCGCCGAGAUUCUCCUAGAUCUAUGGACAAUCUUUGAAGCCAGUAUCGCCGGAGUCCAGAGUCUCGAGAGAAUCUCGUGGGCGCUUACCUUCGAGCCUGUCGUCCAGUCCAUCAUUGACCGGACGAAGGCUACUGGAGGGAAUGUUCUGGGCCUCGAGGUACUACCUCCCCAGGGACUCACGUUGGGAUUUUUGUCUGCGAGCUUCGCGAAAGCUGAGGACUACCCGGCUGUGAGUGCCGCGGCCGACAAGCUCCUAGCCAGCGUCAUCUCUGCCACCAAGAAGCGUGGGGCCUACCACCCAUAUAUCGACCUGAACCAUGCAAAGGCUUCGCAGCAGCCUUUCAAGGGCUACGGAUCCGCCAACUACGAGUUCCUGAAGUCGACAGCGAAGAAGUACGAUCCCGGGCGCGUGUUUCAGACUCUAGUCCCCGGCGGCUUCAAGCUGUAAUCGGCUCCAAGAUGCAAUACCAAGUAGGCAAUUGCGCGAGAGUCUUGGAAUGUCCGGCGAGUGUUCCGUCCUGCGAAUCCCCGCGAAAGGGAAAGAGCACAAUUCCGUUGGAAGCGUAUUCCUACUGUCAGAGUGAUAGUGUAUAACAUGAGGUUUCCGGGCCCUCCGUAGAAUUAUAAAAAAGGCCCUGAAUUGCGAUAGAAGAUGAAUUUCGAUAGAAGAUCCUAAGCCCCUAUGCUGCCCGUCAGUGUGUGGCUUCGUUAAUAUCCCCUGUCCUG